Molecule: messenger RNA, 1579 nt
Organism: Mercenaria mercenaria
Lineage: Eukaryota; Metazoa; Mollusca; Bivalvia; Venerida; Veneridae
Product: low-density lipoprotein receptor-related protein 4-like
Exons: 7
Coding region: 443-1579 (378 amino acids)
Molecular function (GO): calcium ion binding
Source: RefSeq, a predicted model, not a curated record
GAUUUUUAAAUUUAAGAAACAUCUUAUUUAACAGUAUUAUAAAUACUAUUUUGAAAUUGACAGAUGCUUUAUAUAACUUGUGAAGGGCAACCUUGUAAUGGUAUACAUACAGGUUUCAGAUAAACAAGCUGCUUUUUAGAGUAUACUUUGUUGAAUCUAAUUAAAAGUUUGAGAAUGAAUACUGGAGCGUGAAUUCUUGUUUAAAGGUAAACGAUAAAGCGGUGUUGUUUAUAUUCGGAUGUAUAGAUUGCUUUCUGCAGUUUCCAGCACACAAGCUGUUUUAGUACAGUACGACUCUACGCCAGAGUGUGGAGCUGUACCCUGCCUAAAAAGGAAAAAGAAAAAAAAUAUAAAAGGCAUAUUGAGAAGAAGGAAGAGAGUGUAAAAAUACUAAAUAAGGUUUAAAAGACUCUUCAAAUCGCUUUAUGGAAUACCUGACGCCAUGGAUAGGUACACAGCUGCUCUUCUUGUGAUCGGGAUGUAUACUUGGUGCUAUGGUCAAAGUGCAGUCCAAAGUCCCUGGCCAAAAGAACGUGGUCUGAUAUUUACCAUAUUAAACAGAUAUGGUUGGCGGACUAAAGUUCAACUGCGCCAUCUACCGAUAUAUCCUGGUUAUGAGAAUUUCUCGGGUCGUGUUCCUGGUGUUAACUUUUCAAAUCCCAAUACUCACUUCCUCAGUAUCGAUGUCGAUUACAGAACAAAAUGUAUUUAUAUGUAUGAAUAUCAUCUAAGGUCAAUAGUCGUUGGAACAGGCUACACUAAAGAUAUGAAUACGAGCAACAUGGAAUUUAAACAUAUGCACGUAGGGGUGUCAAGAGGAAAUAUCCAAGUAGCGGUAGAUUGGCUGUCGCACACGGUGUACUGGACCGAUUCGGCCUUUCGAUGGAUUGUAGCAGCACCUGGUCAGAAAAACAAGACCGAUAUGGAUUAUUAUAAAAUUAUUGCUGAUACCCAUCUGGACAAACCUGAUGGUUUAACACUUGACCCACUUGAAGGGUAUCUCUUUUGGUCAGAUAACGGAAAACAUCCUAAAAUAGAACGUUCAGAUUUAAUGGGAAGGAGCCGGCACACGAUCUUUUCCAAGUAUUUAGAGUCACCACUCACUCUCGAGGUAGAUAUAUUUGGAAAACGGAUUUAUUGGAUUGAUUCUAAACAAGAGUCAAUAUUGUCAACCACCUACAACGGGGAAGAUGUCAUAUCGAUCCAGAGGAUUCCAAAUUCCGUGUUAUUUGAAUUGGCAAUAUUUAGGGAGGUUAUUUAUAUCAGUGAUGUUCGUAAUGGUAAUGUGUAUACUCUAAACAAAACCAAAGGUAUACAUUUGGGUAAACAAGAGUCAACUACUAUUAGAAUUUUCCCAGAAACUAUCUAUGGUUUAGCUGUAUACGGAGAUGAAAAUCAACCUCUAAAAGAUAAAGAUUAUUGCGCCGAGAAGAACUGUGAUCAUUUAUGUAUAUCAACAAAAACUGGUGCAGAAUGUGUAUGUUCUGAGGGAUACAAGAAAAAUGAAACCAGUGGCAAAUGUCAAGGUUGGUACUGGAAACAACUGAAUCAAGAUCAUUAUGAUCAUUUCAUUUUUUAA